UCAGUCCUCUGCCUGCAUCCGAAAAGAUAGAAAAAAGCUCCUCACAAACGUCGACGCGUUUAUGACUUAACGAUUGACCAGAAUUCAAAGGGCGAAUCAUUCUCACGGUAUUUGGUUGUUCCUGAGCUGAUCACAUAAUUUUGAAUUGGUUUUUUCGGUCCAACGUUGAUGCCGUUGUAGUGAUUUCGUAACCAGUGUUAAUCAAGAAAAAUUUUACAGAUGGCAAGAGUCAUGGAUAAUCGUCCCGCAGACGGCAAGACCAAUUUCUCCACUUCAUACAUCCGAGAACAGCCGCUUCAGGUGUCUAGUGCUCCGGUUGGGGAAAUUCCGCCGGCAUUUGCGGAUUUGAACCAAAGCAUUAGAGACCUGUUCACAAAAAAUUACCAUAUCGGUUUCGCGAAAGUCGACAUAAAAACCGUCACCGCCAAUGGCGUCCAAAUCCGUGGUAUCGGACAGCAGGACAUUGGGUCGGAAGCUCCGCGUGCCUUUGGCUCUCUGGAGCACAAAUACGUCCAGCGCAGUUACGGGCUGACACUAAUUGAAAGAUGGUCCACGGACAACAUGGUCACAAUGGAGGCCUCAGUGGAGGACAAAUUUCUUGCCGGAGCCAAAGCCACCUUCUUGGCCGGUCUCUCUGCGCAGACCGGCAAACGCAACGCUGCACUCAAGUUCGCCUACAAGCGACCGUUCAUCCACCUGACGACGGACGUGGAUCUGGACUUUGCCGGUCCCGUUGUCCGCUCAUCCGCGGUAUCCUCGUAUAACGGCGUGCGCAUUGGCGGGAAUGUCGUGGUGGACACGGCCAAAUCGGCCAUCACCCGCUACAAUCUGGCGCUGGGCAUGGGCGGACCGCGCUACACACUGCACGCCGGUACUACCCAUUUCCGCGACUUCGAGAUGGGCGUAUACAACCGCGUGGAUCCCAAUCUGGAGGUGGGAUUCCAGUCCAACUUCUCCACAACGGGAGGAAAUACGCUGCUGGCUUUGGGAGCCAAGUACGACAUUGAUCCGACGGCCUCGGUGAAGGCCAAGCUGGACACGGUGGGACAGCUGGGCGUCAGCUACACUCAGGAGCUGCGCAAAGGCGUCAAAUUGACCCUGUCCACGUUGAUUAACGGAGCCAAUCUGUCAGGAGGUGGACAUCGCUACGGCUUCGGUUUGGAAGUGGACGUUUGAGCUAUUCACUGCAACGCUCGAUUCAGUUAUGAUGUUGUGUUUGUCAUUAUGCGUACUGUACACGGGCUUUGAUCAUUUGGAGUGUUACUAGCAUUCUGGCAGUUAUCGGGUGUGGACAGUGUGUCGUGGGAAUUGAAAUCCCCUUCUGGCUCUUAUUUGUCAUUAAUUGUUUGAUUGGUUUGAAUUUGUUCUUUUGUUUUAUCGUGAAUAUCUAUAAAGCCGGCAUUUUACAAA
This is a messenger RNA of Paramacrobiotus metropolitanus, 1410 nucleotides long. Its product is annotated as voltage-dependent anion-selective channel protein 2-like. Gene Ontology annotation, molecular function: voltage-gated monoatomic anion channel activity. Lineage: Eukaryota; Metazoa; Tardigrada; Eutardigrada; Parachela; Macrobiotidae. The transcript has 4 exons. Gene Ontology annotation, cellular component: mitochondrial outer membrane. The record is from RefSeq and is a predicted model, not a curated record. The coding region runs from base 220 to 1176 and encodes 318 amino acids. Gene Ontology annotation, biological process: monoatomic anion transmembrane transport.